AUGGGCGCUGCGGGCUCAAAUGUGGGCCAAGGUCGAGAGUGCACCAUCUGCUGCGAGAUCAAGCCCACAUCCGCCUUCCCCCCCAUCCACUCCGCCCCAACCCCGGCCGCGGACGCCGACGCCGCCCGGGCCCCGUCGCCUGCUGCGCACGCCGUCUGUGGCGCCUGCCUCCUCCGCCACGUGCGGCAGGAGGUAAACGGCAAGCGCCGCACGCGCGUCGCGUGCCCGGCGGAGGGGUGCAAGCAGGAGCUUGGCCCUGGGGAUUUGGCGCGGCUGGGCGCGGGCCGCGGCCUGGCGGUCGACCUCGAAGAUAACCAAUUCCAGGCCUGGCUCAAGGCCCAGCCCAACUUCAGGUGGUGCGCCCACCCCGGCUGCGGCGAGGGUCUGCUUCACGAGGGCGGCGCCGGCAGCCCCGUCAUCAUGUGCCCGUCCUGCCGCCGCCGCACCUGCUUCAACCACCGCGGCCCCUUCCACGACGGCCAGACCUGCGAGCAGCACGACAGGGCGGCGGCCGCCGACCUGGCGUGGUUCAAGGCGCACGCAAAGCGCUGCCCGCGCUGCGGCGAGGGGAUCCAGAAGCAGGGCGGGUGCGAUCACAUGACGUGCCGCAGGCCAAGCGGCUGCGGGCACGAGUUCUGCUGGGUGUGCCUGGCAGAUUACGGGCCCAUCAGGGCGCACGGCAACCACCACCACGAGAAAAAGUGCAGUUACUACCGCGCAAAGCGCGGCUGA
Monoraphidium neglectum is the source of this 732-nucleotide messenger RNA. RefSeq names its product putative E3 ubiquitin-protein ligase ARI9. Gene Ontology annotation, biological process: positive regulation of proteasomal ubiquitin-dependent protein catabolic process; ubiquitin-dependent protein catabolic process; protein polyubiquitination. Gene Ontology annotation, molecular function: ubiquitin protein ligase activity; ubiquitin conjugating enzyme binding; zinc ion binding. The transcript is spliced from 3 exons. The record is from RefSeq and is a predicted model, not a curated record. Bases 1 to 732 code for a protein of 243 amino acids. Gene Ontology annotation, cellular component: cytoplasm; ubiquitin ligase complex. Lineage: Eukaryota; Viridiplantae; Chlorophyta; Chlorophyceae; Sphaeropleales; Selenastraceae.